AUGGGUUUCGGCUCUUCAAGAAACACCUCACCCACGUUGAAAACUGUCUCAGAGCAGACGAUGCGCCAGCAGAACCUUCAAGUGACUCUAAAGCAGCUGCAAACGUUGAUGGAAUGUCGUGGAAUGACGAUGGUGCAGGCGAUUCAGACAAACUUUGGCAGCGUCGAGCAACUCUGUGCCCAGUUGGGCGUUCAGCAGACAGAGGGAAUAAACCCUACUGAAGGAAACAUUGCCCUUCGCCAGAACGUCUACGGGAAAAACCAGGUCAACUUCAAGCCGCCCAAGUCCUUCCUGACGCUCGUCUGUCGUGCACUCAAAGACAAGACCUUAAUGAUGUUGGAGAUUAGCGCCGCCAUCAGCUUCGUCCUGAGCUUUUGCAAUCCGGGGAUGGAUGCCGAGGAUGGGUCAGACACUGACUAUGAGCUGGAGCAGCAGCACGACGACAAGUACGGGUGGAUCGAGUCGGCGGCCAUCACCGUCUCUAUACUCAUUAUCGUCUUGGUUUCUGCGGGAAAUGACUACACUAAAGAGCGACAGUUUAGAGUUCUACAAUCACAACUGGAGAAGGAGCACAAGGUGAGCGUCCUAAGAAAUCGAGCCAUCUCGGAGGUUCCAGUCACCAGCCUGGUGGUGGGCGAUAUUUGCCUUCUAAAAUACGGAGAUAUUAUUCCAACGGACGGAAUUCUCUUUGAGUGCAACGAGCUGAAGAUUGACGAGAGCUCGCUGACGGGCGAGUCAGACUUGGUGGCCAAGUCUCUCACUGCUGAUCCGGUCAUUCUAUCUGGCACUCAUGUCAUGGAGGGCGGUGGGCGGAUGGUGGUGACGGCAGUGGGCGUUCAUUCUCAAUCAGGCAUGAUCUACUCGCUGAUGAGGAGUGGGGACAAUGCUAAGGCGUCUGGCGAGAAGGGAGAGGAGGAAGAGGAUGAGGAGAGGGAUCACUCGGUGCUGCAGAAGAAGCUGCGAGACCUGGCACUGAGAAUCGGUUACGUGGGCAUCGGAAUCACAGUGUUCACGAUGAUCCUCCUUGUCACCGAAUACGCCAUCGUCAAGUUCCUCCUUGAGCGACAGCCCUUUCGCUUGUACGUCCUCAAAGAUCUGCUCAACUUUCUCAUUAUCGGUGUGACCAUUCUCGUGGUGGCAGUGCCUGAAGGACUGCCACUGGCGGUGACGCUGUCGCUAGCAUACUCCGUCCGGCAAAUGAUGAAGGACAACAACCUCGUUCGGCACUUGGACGCCUGCGAGACGAUGGGCAAUGCGACGAUCAUCUGCUCAGACAAGACCGGCACACUGACGGCAAACAAAAUGACUGCCGUAAAGUGCUACCUCUGUGGCACCUUCUACCACACCCUCUCCAAGCGGUUCCUCGAGCUGCCCGCCGACGUGGUCAGCACGCUGGCGCAGAGUAUUGCCCUCAACUCGCAGCCAACCAGUCAGCUGGAGAAACUGAAAGACGAAAACCGAACGGUCAAGCAGCUGGGCAACAAAACUGAAUGUGCCCUUCUGGGACUGCUCUUUCGUGUGCACAUUGACUAUCGAGAAGUGCGGGAGCGCUUUCCGCCUGCCCACCUUCACCGAAUCUACCCCUUCAAUUCAGCCCGCAAGUUGAUGCGCACCGUCAUCUGUUUGUCCCCUCAAGGCUUUCGAGUGCUAGCAAAGGGCGCCUCGGAGAUUAUUCUGAAAAAGUGCAAGUACAUUGUCGGCGCAAAGGGAGACAUUCUCGAGUUGACGGAGAAGGAAAAGGACAGGCUCACUUCCAAGGUGAUAAGGAAGAUGGCACAAGAGGGACUUCGCACAAUCAUGAUCGCCUACGUGGACUACCUGUUCGACUCUGAGCCUGACUGGGAUGCCGAAGAGUCGUACAGCGAUCUGACCUGUCUGGCAGUUAUUGGCAUUGAGGAUCCCAUUCGAAAGGACGUUCCAGAGGCGAUUGUGCGCUGUCAGCGGGCAGGCAUCAGCAUUCGAAUGGUAACUGGCGAUAAUGUGGACACGGCACGGGCAAUAGCCAGAAAGUGCGGCAUCAUCAGUCGAACAGCCGCGGACAGCGACGAUUUGGUACUGGAAAGCAAGGAGUUCAACAGGGUGAUCCGCAAUGAACAAGGAAAAGUUGACCAGCAGAGAUUUGACCUAGUGUGGCCGCGGCUGAAGGUGCUGGCUCGCUCCACACCAGCGGACAAAUACACACUGGUGAAGCACAUCAUCGAGAGUCGACUGAACCCAAAUCGAGAGGUGGUCGCCGUCACCGGGGAUGGCACCAACGACGCCCCUGCUCUCAAAAUGGCCGACGUCGGCUUUGCCAUGGGCAUCGCUGGCACUGAGGUCGCCAAGGAGGCAUCAGACAUCAUUCUCACGGAUGACAACUUUUCAAGCAUUGUCAAGGCAGUAAAGAGCGGUCGCAACGUCUACGAUAGCAUCACCAAGUUUAUACAGUUUCAACUGACGGUGAACAUUGUCGCGGUGCUGAUUGCCUUUAUCAGCGUCUGCAUUAUCUCGGACAGUCCACUGAAGGCAGUGCAGAUGCUUUGGGUCAAUCUAAUCAUGGACACGCUGGGUUCACUGGCGCUCAGCACGGAGAAGCCCUCGGAGAUGCUGCUGCUUCGCAAGCCCUACGGUCGCAACCAGUCCCUCAUCAGCUCGUCCAUGUGCAUGAUAAUCCUCUGCAAUUCCACCUACCAGUUUGUGCUGAUCAUGCUGAUGCUCUUUUACGGUGACCGCUUCUUCAACAUU
Molecule: messenger RNA, 2724 nt
Organism: Rhagoletis zephyria (snowberry fruit fly)
Lineage: Eukaryota; Metazoa; Arthropoda; Insecta; Diptera; Tephritidae
Source: RefSeq, a predicted model, not a curated record